ACGGUUUGAAAGGUCGUAAUUUGUGUUUUCUUACGUUUUCUUCGUGAUCUCCGCUCUUCUUUCUUGUUUCGUGAUCUGAUCAGUCAGUGUCGUAACACAACCAUGGCAGGCAAAGUCAUGCAAAGAAACCAGCUAGAUUUCACUGUUCCUAGUGAUCAGACGUAUAAACCAUAUCAGCAAGGUAUAAUUCAAAAAUCACUUUUUGCGGUUCCAAAUGAUGUCAUUCCAAAACAUGCACAUUAUCACCAAAAUCAGUUACAGUUCAAUCUUGAUGCUCCCGCGGACCCGACAAACCUGACAACGAGGAGUCUCAAACCAGGACCAAUUGUCAUUGAAAAGUUGGGCUCGCCACACAGGACUAGAGAUCAUAGACCACGUUUUUCCCCUUUGAAAUUUUCUGUCAUCUCCGAGGAUAAAAUGUCGCUUGCAAUGAGGCUGGUUAAAAGGGAUAUCAAAAGAAAACUACUAGGACAGGGAUUCAACAUUGCGCAAUAUCACGAGAUGGAAUCCCCUAAGAAGACAAAGGUCACAUACAGCAAGGAAUAUAAACAAAAACUCAAACAGAAAAAAGCAAAAGAAAAAACAAAAAGCUCUCAUGUAAAGCUUGAGGAGAGGUUUCGUGGAAGUGAUGUGAAGUCAUCUGAAACACAGACUUCAAGACCAAAGCUCAAAGACCGACAUCUACGGUCCACCAAGGUCAAAGACUCUGCAAAGGAGAACACUGUACAAGUUCAUAUGCAACGUCCAUACCAAUCCAGUAGAAUAGAUGGUGCAGCAUAUCCAGAAAGAGACACUGAUAGCCCAGCGACAAAACAAGCAAAGGAGAUACGACGGCUGAGGAAAGAGUUGAGGUACUAUAUUCAGAAGAUUGAUCAGCUGUCAACAAAAGAUGACACAGUUGAUGAAGACAAAAUACUCCCAGUAAAACCUGAUGUAACGAGUGAUGGUGAAAUGGCUGCCAGAAAGCUAUCUCGGCAGUCGGAGCAGGCGAGUAGGAACGCUAGAUUACUGUAUGCUCUUCAACAACAAGUUCGUGAAAUACAAGAUGAAUUAAUACAAACUGGACCAGAUAGUGUCAGUCAUUCACAAAAGAGUCGUACAUUGACGAGGCUAGCAGCAGCACAUCGCGGGGCAGUAAGAGCAUUGCAAACCUUCAUUCACCAUAUGCCAUCACAUCCCGAUAGUAAAAGUGGAUUACCAAAGGUGUACAAUGAACUGUCUGCACUCAUCAAGCAACUAUCCAUGGUAUGCGCCCAGCUGGAGAUUGGUGAAUCAGGUGUUCCGGAUAUGAUAUUGAAGGUUCCAAAAAACGAACAUGAGUUAUUCAGUCACCAGCUGCGUUCCCCAUCGUUCAUAUCAGACAGUGAUUUUAUGAGCAGCAAACACGGCUCUAGAAGGCAACUACUGGGUGACUUCCAUGACAGUCAGUUUAAUAGCCAUCCUGAGAGGGAACUAUGGGAAGGGAGAAAUGACUGGCUGAGAGAAAGGGUGAAGCAGAAGAAGAAGAAAAAUAAAAAGAAAACCAAACAAAUCAAGUCAACUCCUUUAGUUCAAGAAACCUUGUACCAAAGGCCGGGGAUAAAAACAGUAGACAGACUACGACAAGAUGUCGCCAGGCAAAGAGCGGAAUCUCAUGACACGCCAGAACGUGAUGCCGCUAUCAGAGCUGGCAUAGCAGCUUUGUUGAGAGCAGCUGAUGAGUCAGGAAGAAGGGAGCCACCAAAACCAAGAAAGUCUCAGGCCAAAUAUGCAGCAACUAAACAUAAACCAGUGCAGAGUUCACAUCCAACAGUGUUCAAACCAUCUACAGACAAAACCAGUGUAUUAUUACCACAAAACCUUAGGUUUAAGAAAACCAUCAAACCAACCAUCCCUGAUAUUGACCAUCCACACUUCACAGAAGCCACUGUGGCUUCCAAAAUGAAAGUGAAGACAGUGCAUAGGGAACCGUAUACAGAGGUGCCUGACCCAAGACCAAUAUGGUCCCCACCUGGUAGUCCUAGCAGCAAAGCCAAAGGUGUCAGACCUGUGGGUGAAUUGAGUCUCUUAGGGGAUCUUGGCUCCGGUAUUAGAAGCCCAAGACGUUUGUGCAUGGAUCCAAGUAUUGGAAUGUCUCCCGUUAAACACACUUACAAAAACAAAGAAGCACUGACUGAUGCCGAGGAAACGCUCAAAAAUAAAUUACAGCCUAUAUUAGACCAAGCGGAUGAAAUAGCGGACAAGUAUCGAGAAUUACAACGUACUACUCAACAAUCAUUGAGAUAUAAUUUAUCAGAGAGGGCUUCACAAGCAGCUGCUGCUAACGCAGAACUGCUGAGUGAAAUGUUACUUGAGGAUAUACUCUUAGAUACUGCAAAGGAAUUUCAGAAAAUAGAGAAUGACAAUGAAAUGGAACAGAGAGCUAUCGCGAUACAGGAAGCGCCAACAGUAGAGAAUCUUCUACAGAGACUGGAAAGGAUGGAGACGGAAGAGGACAGAAUAAGACAACGAUGGAACCAAGUUCAAUAUGUAGAUCCAGAAAAGCGUCAUUCAUUGACAACCACUGACAGACAAAAUGUGCCAUCGAGCACACUUGUGUACUCUCAGCCGGAACCUAUACAUAUGUCAUCUAAAAGAGCAGAUUAUGUUGCCACGGCAACUGAUGAAGAAGAUGACGGUUUGAAUAUUAAACCAGUCGAUGGAGACAGACUAGAGAGAUGUACUGACGAUGAGGUGCCAAUGUAUACAUCAUUACACUUCAGUCGACUUCAGCCAGAAUUGUCAAAGCAUGCUCAAAGCAAAGAUAAAAGGCAGGUGAAAGAUGACAAUACUGAGCAAAAAAAAAACUUGAUUCCGUUGUUUUUACCAAGUGAAUCAAUGCAGCGAAUCAAUGACUAUCGAGAGAAAUUUGAUGAUCAUUUGAAGAGGACAUCAACUCAAUCAUAUGGCAGUUUUGAUCCAUGGAAACUUGUAUCUGAACUUGCAGAUGAGAUUGUAGAUGAUCUGUUUGAUGCAGUUACCAAGGAGAUGGGUGAUGUUUGUGAGUCAUAUGUGGAUGGUGUAUACACUGCAGAGUUCAAUAAAGAAUAGGAAUUUUAUUAUUGCAUGACAAAUAUGUAGUUGAUUUUAGACUGUCAUCAUGCACUUCAGUGAUCUGUAAUUAUCAUUCACACGGCUGUACAAAACUCUUUGCAGUGUCAUAUCAAAUUUACAUUAUUGUGCCAUAGGCAGGAAAUGCAAAGUCAAAAGCAGAAGUAACAAUUGAUUGCAGCGUCAAAUAGCUUAUAAAUAUUUGGCCCUUGUAUUCUUUUCUCUCCCAUUGUCAUAACCACUGUUCUCCAGAUCUCUCAAACCACAAUAUGAGGGGAAAUGAGAGAAUAAAAUGCUAUUUCGGUCCAAAACAAGUCUUGUGGCUAUAUGGUUUAUUGACACAUAAACACUAAUAUUAAUAACAUCAAUCAAUGCUUUCAUCUGUAGAUUGGUUUUACUUAAUUCAGUAGUACACAGAUUAAUAAUCAUAGGUUGUAUAUGAAAAAGAACAUGUACUAGGUUGAAUGCGAAGGUCAAAGUUUGUGAACCAUAUGUACCUCACACAUAUUUAUAACUACCUUAUUAUUUAUCAUUCAUUCUUUGUUUGUAGACAGUACAAU
This is a messenger RNA of Saccoglossus kowalevskii, 3629 nucleotides long. RefSeq names its product protein moonraker-like. The record is from RefSeq and is a predicted model, not a curated record. Gene Ontology annotation, cellular component: microtubule organizing center; centriolar satellite. Lineage: Eukaryota; Metazoa; Hemichordata; Enteropneusta; Harrimaniidae. Gene Ontology annotation, biological process: centriole replication; protein localization to centrosome.